AUGAAACUUCAAGAGGAAGCCGCUGGGAAGAGUCGGCACCUCGUGAAAAUCAGGCCUUUUCUGGAUCGUCUUUCGAUGUACUCGAACGUAAUUGGGACCUUUGUGCAAGCUAAGCCAGAGAUCCUGGCGUUGAUAUGGGGUCCUCUCCAGCUCCUCUUGCAAUGGUCAAGUCAAAUGACGAGCGCCUUGGAUAAGGUCGUGCUUAUCCUGGUCGAAGUAGGGCACGCCUUGCCACACGUUGAGCUGAUGAGUGGAACUUUCGGGGCGAGUGAUACCGUCAAGGCCUUGAUGGCGUUGUUCUACGAGGAUAUUUUGGAUUUUUACCGCGUCAACUUUGACUUCUUUCGCAAGCCGCGCUGGCAGCAAAUGCUUGAUGCUUUGUGGGACAGCCACCUGCUGAAACUCAACGUCGUGGUAGCCAACCUCAAGCAACACUCAGCCCUCCUGAGAGAUGAGGUGACGCUGCUCGACAUCCAAGAAGCUCACGAGAACCGUAUUCGUUCUCUUGCCCACUUUGAGGAAACGAAUAUCUUUCAGCAGAGUCAGAAGUUCUUCAGUCUGCGUGACCGCAUCUCCGUUAAUAUGUACGAUGACCGGCUCGACUGGAUUCGCAACAGGUCUGUUCCGGGGUGCGAAGAAUGGCUGUUGGUCGAUACAUACUUCUGUGAGUGGCAGGGGGGUGUGAACGACGCUAACAAUAAACCUACCGUAUGGCUCUGGCUACAUGGCAUCCCGGGGUCGGGGAAGACGUACCUUUGCGGCGCGGCGAUUGAUCACCUUCGGCAAACCCUAAAAAAGCAAACCCUGUUUGUCUUCCUCAGCUGUGCAAACAAUGCCAAUCAGACAGCCCUCUCGGUAUUGCAGUCGUUUGUUUUCCAAGCAGCAGAGGACGACAUCGACCUCCAGGCAGUAUUGAAUGACGCCACAGAACGCGAAUUGCGCGGAAACACGGGGUAUGUCUUGGACCUGUUCAAGACGUGGCUUCUGGGAGCUGGGCCUACAUUGUGUGUUAUGGAUGGCCUCGACGAAAUGGACCGCGAUGAGAGACAGAUUCUAUUGCAGCGGUUGGACGAGCUCACAAAGGCAUGUAGUGAACUACGUCUUCUGAUCUGUAGUCAAUCCGAAGCGGACAUAUCCAGAGUACUUGAGCGGAAGGCGGCAGGCAUCCAGGUAAAUAAGAGGAAUUCUGGCAGUAUCCAGGCCUACAUCAAUACUAGGUCCGAUAACUGGAUAAGCAAUCGGAGAUUUGACUCCAAGCUUGGUCUCGAGCUGCGUGAGCUUCUAUCCCCGUUAUCAGCCAAGGCAGAUGGCAUGUUUCUUUUUGCACGAAUCAUUCUCGACAGUGUGGAUGAGAUCAGCAUAGAUGAAAUUCGACGUGAACUCAAAGCGAUGCCGAACGAUUUGAAUGAAGCGUAUCAGCGCAUCUUCGAUAGAAUCAAUGGAAUGAGUUCCCGCCGCCGAGAAAAGAGCAGAAAAGUCCUGGGCUGGAUUGGCUGCGCCCCCAUACCCAUGACCAUAUUCGAAAUGGAACAGGCUCUAUUGAUUGACACGGAUCCCGAGCGCACCGCGUGGAUAUCGACAGGCAUUGCCACGCAGGAUUUUAUCUCAUUAUGUGGUCCUCUUAUUGAGAUUGUUGAUGGCAAACUGCAGUUUGUUCACUUCACUGUCCGAGAUUACAUCUUCGGUCGCCAAAUCCCCAACCAUAUUAACGAGGGGGGGAGCGACGCGAGAUUUGGCAGCAGCAUUUCUAGCUUACCUUGCAUCGGAUUUACUAGAUCCAGACCUUGA
Messenger RNA from Aspergillus puulaauensis, 1788 nucleotides. Its product is annotated as NACHT domain protein. The coding region runs from base 1 to 1788 and encodes 595 amino acids. NCBI's taxonomy places the organism in Eukaryota, Fungi, Ascomycota, Eurotiomycetes, Eurotiales, Aspergillaceae. The transcript is spliced from 5 exons. The record is from RefSeq and is a predicted model, not a curated record.